Knipowitschia caucasica is the source of this 1617-nucleotide messenger RNA. The record is from the annotation of a GenBank genome assembly. NCBI's taxonomy places the organism in Eukaryota, Metazoa, Chordata, Actinopteri, Gobiiformes, Gobiidae.
AUGGACAGUGGGGCUGAAGGGAAGAGGUUCAGAGGCAACGGGACCACGUUAGAGUCUGAAAUCAGCCAUGAUCUGCUCCUGAAAAGGCUCAGCUCGCUUGAGGAUGUGGUGUACAGGCAGCUCAACGGACUUUCCAAAUCUCUUGGCUUGAUUGAGGGGUUUGGAGGCCGGGGUAAAGGUGGGCUUCCAGCUACUCUGUCCCCGCUGGAGGAGAUAGACGCUAAACCACUGAAGGACAAAUAUGGCUACAACGCCUACCUCAGUGACCGGGUCUCCCUGGACCGCAGCCUACCGGACCACCGGCCCAGUCAAUGUAAGACUCUGAAUUACCCCAGAGAUCUUCCUCAGCUCUCUCUCAUCUUCAUCUUUGUGGACGAGGCUCUGUCUGUGAUUCUGCGCUCCAUCCACUCAGCCGUCAACUACACUCCGGCUCAUUUGCUCAAAGAGAUCGUCCUGGUGGAUGACAACAGCACCGAUGAGCAGCUGAAAGCACCAUUGGAAGAAAUUGAAGGUUGGAAAGCGGCCACUGGCGAGGUGACUGGCUUCUUUGAUGCACACGUGGAGUUCACUCCACACUGGGCUGAGCCGGUUCUGGCCCGAAUCAAAGACGACCACCGGAGGAUCAUCUUGCCUUCAAUCGACAACAUCAAGCAUGACACGUUUGACCUGGAGCGCUAUGAGAACUCUGGCCACGGCUACAACUGGGAGCUCUGGUGCAUGUACAUCAGCCCACCCAAAAAGUGGUGGGACGACGGAGACACGAGCGCCCCCAUCAGGAGUCCUGCCAUGAUCGGCUGUUCAUUUGUUGUUAACCGGGAGUACUUUGGCGACCUCGGCCUGCUGGACCCUGGCAUGGACGUCUAUGGAGGAGAGAACAUCGAGCUGGGCAUAAGGGUGUGGCUGUGUGGGGGCAGUAUGGAGGUUCUCCCCUGCUCCAGAGUGGCCCACAUCGCCCGCAUGAAGAAACCCUACAUCAAUAACAUCGCCGUCCACACACGACGCAACGCUCUCCGUGCCGCUGAGGUCUGGAUGGACGAGUUCAAGUCCCACGUCUAUAUGGCCUGGAACAUUCCCAUGGAGAACCACGGCAUUGACAUUGGAGACAUUUCCGAGAGAAUUGCGCUAAGAAAAAGGCUGCAGUGUAAGACUUUCGAUUGGUACCUGGAUAAUGUGUACCCUGAGAUGAGGAGGUACACCAACACGGUGUUCUAUGGAGCGCUGCGCAACUCUAAAGCCAGUCACCUUUGCAUGGACCAGGGUAUGAAGGAGAACCACACAGCAACAUUGCACCCCUGUCACGGCUGGAGCCCUCAGUUGGGACGUUAUACCAAAGAGGGCUGGCUGUUCCUGGGACCUAUGGGCAGCACGGGCGAAGACACCAACUGCCUGGUGGACGUUCACACCAGCAACCUUCCCCAGCUCCAAAACUGUGACAAAGUGGCCAACCUCAAGCAGAAGACAUGGCACUUCUCACAGAACUCCUCAAUCAUAAACGAAGCGUCCGGCCGCUGUCUGGAGCUGGUGGAGAGCGAAAAAUCUUUUGGAUUUGAGCUGGUCCUUCAGCCGUGCACAGAACAGACAUGGUUCAUUAAACACACCAUGAAGCAACUGAACUGA